AAUUUAAUGGAAAUCUCAUCGGCCAAAUGGGUAUCUGAAUUGGGAAUGGAGGAUCACACCUUUGUCAAUGGAUACGAAAUGGACUCUUUCGGGUACUCACUUGAUGAGCUUCAUUUCCAAUCUUUUUCUGCUGAGAGCUACUCAUCUUACCCAGAUCUCAGUCCCAAAAGCGCACACAACUUUACGGCCGGUUCAGCAAUCGAAAAUAUGCAGACCGACGGUCUGGGAAGACCGGCAAAACAGCUGAAGACAAGCAGUUGGAACUCUUGCACCACCGACCAUAUGACAGCUUCCAAGGCUGCUUCUUCCUCCUCGUCGCAGUUAAUUUCUUUUGAGAAUUCAAACUCACCCCCACCAACUUCUCAGAAAUUCUAUGGUCUAGACUGCACCAUCAAAACAAAGACCGAGGCGGCGGCCGGGUGUGAUAGAAAUUUGAAUUUCCCAACUAGUAUAAUUUCUCAGAGCUCUUUUGAGAUGCAAAAUUGUCAGGCGGCCCCCAAGAGGGCUGGUGCAAUGACUAGAACUCCUUUGAAUGCCCAAGAUCACGUAAUAGCAGAGCGAAAGCGCCGGGAAAAGCUCAGCCAGCGGUUCAUUGCACUUUCAGCAGUUGUUCCUGGCCUAAAGAAGAUGGACAAGGCUUCUGUUCUUGGAGACGCUAUUAAGUACUUGAAACAGCUUCAAGAACGUGUGAAGACACUCGAAGAGCAGGCUGCAAAGAGAACAAUAGAAUCAGUGGUUUUUGUGAAGAAGACGCGGAUCUCAGCAGAUGAUGACACCUCCUCAUCUGAUCAUCAUGAUCAGAACUCCGACCAACCACUCCCAGAAAUUGAGGCUAGAGUUUCGGAGAAGAAUGCGCUCAUUAGAAUCCAUUGUGAGAAUCGCAAAGGAUGUGCUGCAAAAAUACUAACCGAAAUGGAGGAACUUGGCCUGACUAUCCUCAAUAGCAGCGUCUUGCCAUUUGGAAAUUCCACACUUGAUAUUACUGUUGUUGCUCAGAUGGACGUUGAAUUCUCAGCGACAGUGGAAGAUCUGGUGAGAAACCUACGACAAGCUCUGUUGAAACUCACGUGACAUUUGCAGAUUGCAAAACUUGUCUCUACGAUUCUUUUCACUCUUUAAUUCACACAUCAGAACCGUGGGAUCGAUGACGAGGAACAAUAAUAAGAAGCUCUG
This is a messenger RNA of Corylus avellana, 1173 nucleotides long. RefSeq names its product transcription factor bHLH18-like. Gene Ontology annotation, molecular function: protein dimerization activity. NCBI's taxonomy places the organism in Eukaryota, Viridiplantae, Streptophyta, Magnoliopsida, Fagales, Betulaceae. The record is from RefSeq and is a predicted model, not a curated record.